This is a messenger RNA of Betta splendens (Siamese fighting fish), 1422 nucleotides long. Its product is annotated as zinc finger protein OZF-like. NCBI's taxonomy places the organism in Eukaryota, Metazoa, Chordata, Actinopteri, Anabantiformes, Osphronemidae. The coding region runs from base 96 to 1301 and encodes 401 amino acids. The record is from RefSeq and is a predicted model, not a curated record. The transcript has 2 exons.
GAAAUACAUCGUUCCCUGCCGGACCCUCGGAGUGUAACAUCGAGCGGUGAGUGUAGUGGGUAAGUCCAAAUAAAGUCACCACUAACGGAGCGACGAUGUCUUCGGUUCAGCAUCUGAAAGAGUUCAUCUCCCAGCGACUGACCGCUGCUGCUGUGGAAAUAUUCGGAGCCUUUGAACAAACCAUCGUCGAGUACGAAGAAGAGCUCGACCGUCAGCGCAGACUGUUGGACGCUGUGUUGAAACCUGAAAUCAAACUCCACAGGAUAGCGAUUCCAGAUGAGUGUGAGGAAGAGGAGGUUCCCACUCACCUGCAGAUCUCUCAUCACGUUAAAAAAAAUAGUCAGGAUGAAGAUGAUCCAAAUCUUCCUCUAAUAAAAGAGGAACACGAGGAACCACACAGCAGUGAGGAAGGAGAGACGCUUGUUCUGAAGCAGGAGUCAGAUAAUGUGAUGAGUUCAGCAUACGAGGACAAUGCAGCAGAAGCAAAUGGUGACAGUCAGCUCCUCUCUCACAGCUCUCUUGUCACCCUCCACGUAGACAACUCUGCUAUAGUAGAGAGUCCCACAAAUAAAAAGACUUUUAUAUGUACCACUUGUAAUAGAAGCUUUAAGGGUAAAGGUGCAUUACAGACCCAUAUGAAAACCCACACGGAGCAACCUCCGAUAUGUAACACAUGUGGAAAGAGAUUUCGUUAUUUAUCAAAGUUAAAAGUACAUGAGAGUAUCCACACAGGUGAGAAGCCAUUCCUCUGCAAAACCUGUGGGAAACGAUUUAGACUGAAAAACUGUCUGGAAGAUCAUGUUAGGAUUCACACAGGUGAAAAGCCAUUCCCAUGUAAAACCUGUGGGAAAUGGUUUAGACUGAAAAGGUGUCUAGAAGAUCAUCUAAGGAUUCACACAGGUGAAAAACCAUUUCCCUGUAAAACCUGUGGGAAAUGGUUUAGACUGAAAAACAGUCUGGAAGAUCAUCUAAGGAUUCACACAGGUGAAAAACCAUUUCCCUGUAAAAUCUGUGGGAAACGGUUUAGAACAAAGUCACAUGUAAGAAGUCAUCUGAGGAUUCACACAGGUGAGAAGCCACAUGCAUGCAAAAGAUGUGGGAAACACUACAGUACUGGCAGCAUCUUGAGAGUCCACAUUAGAAGAGUUCACACAGGCAACACACUGUACCGCUGUCACAUCUGUGACAACGGCUUCAGUGAAUCUAGGACUCUGAAGCAACACAUGAUGGUGCACACAGGUGAAAGCCCUGUUCUUGUGCAGCAUGAGGAUAAAGCUUUACAGGUGGUAAAACCUUGUUGAACCACAUGAGGUCUCACACAGUUCUGUGUGGGACUGUGCAAAAGGUCACAAACGGGAUGGCGUUGUGUUUGGGCAGAUUGUCUUUUCCUAAUUGCCUAAUAAUAAAAUGAUUUGUCAUGAG